AUGUUCGAUUUCGUAAACACCGCGUCGGGGACGUCGUUCACGGUACUCAAGUGCACCAAACUCUUCAACUUUGACAAGUUUGCGACCGUGCGCCAAGAACUCAGUAAAGACAUUGUCGAAAACGCCAAAAAUGCAUCACGGAAACGCGUCUUCAGCGAACGAAACAACAACGUCUACUAUGAGCAGGACUCGUCCGAAGCAGACCAGAUCAAGACCGUCAACUGUGAGUGGCACGUGCUACAGUCAGGGGAAUAUGAGAUACACACGGUGGAAAUCUCCAUGAGUGGUCAUGUAUCCAAGGUCAUUAUUGUCAACGGUCCUGACAGAAAGGACGACUUCGAGACGCACGCUUUGAUUCUCAUGAGAAUGCAAAACACAUUCUUUGACAUUAGCGGAGUGAUAAAGGCAUGGAUGACAGAGAAAUUCGAGGUCACGAUAGGCGACUUGGAGCUGAAGCACGAUUUUCUCAAGUCCGAAUUCGACAGAGAGGUGCCCUAUACCGCUCACCUGAAGAUCCAGGUUAAGGAUCUGGGAGGACUAUUGAAGUACCUAACUCUUGGAAUUCAUUACGACGACUUGGAAGCAUUCGCCACCCACAAGGACGGAUUAUACGCUGGAGUCACAGAGUUUCUUUAUGAAUCCACGGGUAUGAAGGUUUCAACAAGUGAUCAGUUCGAGCUAGUGUCUCUACUAACGAACCAAAUGGUCAUGGACAAAAGAGGCAAAGUCAAGAUCAUCAAAACCGGUCUACCAUCUCAUGAUGAGCUAUUCUGGAUCGAGAGUCUUCUGAUUCGACUCACUAACUACGCCAGAAGUUGUUGA
Messenger RNA from Yarrowia lipolytica CLIB122, 822 nucleotides. RefSeq lists its product as uncharacterized. The record is from RefSeq and is a predicted model, not a curated record. Lineage: Eukaryota; Fungi; Ascomycota; Dipodascomycetes; Dipodascales.